AUGGCGGCUCAAGUCAGCAAGAAAAAGAAGGUCUGAAAACCCACAAGAUCUUUGUUGUAACGAUUUGAAUUAUAAUUUUCACAUUACUGUAGUGAAAUAUAAUUGUUUGAGUCGCUAUUCGACACCUUAGUUCGAUAUGAUGUUCGAAUUACGGCCAAGAUUGAAGUGGAUUUAUUUUUGUCGUAGUAUCUUAAUCGCAAAUGACUGUGUACUGAUAGCUAGCAAUUUUCUGAAAUCCAGGGAAAUAGUGCUGUUCUGAACCUAAAUUUUGCCCACUCGAGUGAAGCAAUCAGUUUUAUGUCAGAUUGUAAAUCUAGGAUUUCGAAGAAAUCAUUGAUUGAGGAAAGUUUUGGAAAGGAAUGAAGCUAAGUUAUUUAUAUAUUUUCCCUGAGAUCCUUUACUGAAAGUUUGGCUUUUUCCCUUACUUAUGAAACGGAACAGUGGGUAUAUAAAUUUUUUCAAUAUGUGCUUAAGUUGUUUUUCUAACUUUUUGAUUGAUUUAGUUCGUUGCUGAUGGCGUUUUCAAAGCCGAGUUAAACGAGUUUUUAACUCGUGAAUUAGCAGAAGAUGGGUACAGUGGUGUAGAAGUGCGUGUUACUCCGAUCCGAACUGAGAUCAUUAUUUUGGCCACCAGGACUCAGAAUGUCCUGGGAGAGAAGGGACGACGAAUCCGUGAACUUACCUCUGUGGUACAGAAGAGAUUUGGAUUCCCUGAGGGAACUGUAGAGGUACUUGUAGAAAUCUUGUAAUCAAAUUCUAAGGUCAAACAGUGUCAUAAAGGAAGGCCUGGAGGAAUCAUGUACUUUGAUUUUGCAUUUUAUAAGUACAUUUAAACUAAUAUUCAUUUUAUUAGUAUGUGAUAUAACAGUGGUAGCAUUGGAGGCACACUCUGAUUGGAUUCACCUCCAAGCAACUUGUGUGGGACUUCCACCUGACAAAAUUGUUAUCAUUGCAGAAAUAAAUGAGCUAAAAUCCUCAUUUUGUGCCAUAUUAUCUCACUGUUUUAGUAUUUACUAAAACAAAUAUUCACUUUCAUGUCAGUGAAUAUUGGUGGAUAUUUACCUGGCUGCUUUGUGGCUCAGUAAAUAUCCAUCACUAGCUGCCUCCACUUGGUUAAUAGUUGUUUAAAAAAAAAAAAACAGUGUUAAAGAUGACUCUAACUUUGAUAAGAAGGAUACUUUGGCUCAUGCAGUCAUGGUGAUGAUUUGCAAACAAAUGGCCUAAUCAAGAUAUAGUAAAUCAUUCCAGUUAAGGUCAUCUUGUAAGGUCUAAGGACAUGACAUAGCUCUUGGGGUUCUAAAAACAAUUUUUUUUCAUGGUCAAAGAUUUAGUCUACUUGUUCCAUUUUAGGGAAAUUUUCUUUUGCCUUUUUUUGUUGUCUGGUUUGCAAAAGAACUGGCAUAAUUUUUGUAGAACAUCAAGAUUGUUAACAGAAAAUGUACUGAUAAUUAAUUCUUCCCUCCAGUUGUAUGCAGAAAAGGUGGCCACAAGGGGUUUGUGUGCUAUUGCCCAGUGUGAGUCCCUUAGGUAUAAACUGAUUGGUGGACUGGCAGUGCGCAGGUAAGAAUUCACGACAUUUAAUACUAUAUAAAAGGACAUAUGGGGACUAUUGUAAAUAUCUUCAUAUCUGAUGGAAUGAACUGGUUACAAACUUGAUUACAUGUACAUAAAAGGGAUUUUAGUCUAUUGCCAACAUUUUUUUUGAAGUGUCAUUUUGAAAAUGACUGUAGAAGAGUUUCUUUCUGGCUCUAAAAGUGUUAUCUUGACUUUGUUUCAUGAGGGGAUAAUGUGGCUAUUGAAGCUGGAUAAGGGAAUUUAAAUUUGUAUUUGAAUUGAUCUCCGCAUGGGAACAUCUGAUUCAUCAAACUUGCUUUUUUAAUUCAAUGGCAGGGUUGUAGCUGAGAUAUUAAGCUGCUAACUGAAAUUUCAAGCAAGGCAGCUCAAAGAUGUUUGAUAUUGAACAAUUUCAGUGAUAGAAUUUGGCUGGCUGCCUGCAAUUAGUGACAACCCUGUUAUAACACUGUUAUCAUUCAAAUAAAGUCUCUUAUGUCAUUGUGAACAGGGCUUGUUAUGGUGUGCUUCGAUUCAUCAUGGAGAGUGGAGCCAAAGGCUGUGAAGUUGUGGUGUCUGGGAAGCUCCGUGGUCAGCGUGCCAAGUCCAUGAAAUUUGUUGAUGGUUUGAUGAUUCACAGUGGAGACCCAACCAAUCACUAUGUUGAUAUGGCUAUUAGACAUGUCUACCUCAGGCAGGGUAUGUUUGUCUUGCUAGUUCACUUUCCACUUGUGUAGGCUUGCCAAACAAAUACUUAACUGAUGCUCAGUCCACAAGAAUACAGUAAGAGAGGCAAUUUUUUUUUUGGAGAUUGAGAACAACUAGAUAACUAAGUAACUGUUCUCUUUAAGAUAGGUUAUCUAGAAACACUUGUAACACUUAAGUUGAAACACUAAAUACAUGCAUCUUGAGUUGGCAGUAUAUCGAAAUGGUACUUUCGGAAAGAAUCUAGAGUUGCUGCCUUGACACCCAAGAAAGUUAGCUGUAACCAUCUGAUAACAAGUUUCGAAAUGAAUUCAUUUUGUCAGAGCCUCUUGUAAGAUGAUUCAUAAGAAAUUUUUAUUUAAGAACACUAGAAAACUCUUACUGUUGUUAACAAAGACAUUUUUGCCAUUAGGUGUGCUUGGAAUUAAAGUUAAGAUCAUGUUGCCAUGGGACCCCACUGGCAAAACUGGACCCAAAAAACCACUCCCAGAUCAUGUCAGCAUUGUGGAGCCCAAAGAGGAGGUUGUUCCAGCCACACCUAUCUCUGAACACAAAGGAGGCAAACCUGAACAGCCAGCACCAACUCCUGGAUUGUAGAGUUACCAG
This is a messenger RNA of Pocillopora meandrina, 2862 nucleotides long. The record is from the annotation of a GenBank genome assembly. NCBI's taxonomy places the organism in Eukaryota, Metazoa, Cnidaria, Anthozoa, Scleractinia, Pocilloporidae.